Messenger RNA from Morchella sextelata, 1635 nucleotides. RefSeq lists its product as uncharacterized. Lineage: Eukaryota; Fungi; Ascomycota; Pezizomycetes; Pezizales; Morchellaceae. The transcript is spliced from 2 exons. Gene Ontology annotation, biological process: regulation of DNA repair; negative regulation of transcription by RNA polymerase II; replication-born double-strand break repair via sister chromatid exchange. Gene Ontology annotation, cellular component: mating-type region heterochromatin. The record is from RefSeq and is a predicted model, not a curated record. Gene Ontology annotation, molecular function: histone deacetylase activity, NAD-dependent; NAD+ binding. Bases 1 to 1635 code for a protein of 544 amino acids.
AUGCAAAAUGGCCCCGAACCGCCGACAAAGAGGCAGAAAACCUCUUGUUCUGCCACCGUCGCCUCCACGGUCGCUUCUGUGGAACCCCCCGCGAGAAAACUGCCUCAGAUCCUGGACUUUAAGUUCCCUCCCGUAGAACCUAUUGCUCUGAAAGAGCAUAAACGUUCGGUAGACUGCCUAGUGAAGCUUCUACAGAAGAAGAAGAAGAUAGUGGUUAUUGCAGGAGCUGGCAUUUCUGUAGGGGCUGGAAUUCCCGACUUUCGAUCCUCAAAUGGAUUAUUUUCCACUUUAAGAACAGAUAUGAAAUUAAAGUCUUCUGGGAAGCAAUUAUUUGAUGCGUCCGUUUACAAAGAUGAUCAACUCACUUCAUCGUUCCACGAUAUGGUUCGCAAUCUCCAUACCAUGACAUCUAACGCCUCGCCAACCGAGUUUCACCACCUCUUAGCAACAUUAGCGAACCAAGGAAGAUUGCUUCGUUUAUACUCACAAAACGUUGAUUGUAUCGACACGCAAUUGCAGCCUCUAAAGACAGCAGUGCCCCUCGGUAAUAAGGGACCUUGGCCUCGGACUAUUCAAUUGCAUGGAGGGUUGGAAAAUAUGGUCUGCUCAAAGUGUGGGUGGUUGGCCGCGUUUAACGCGAGCCUAUUCAAAGGGUCGGAGCCUCCAGACUGCACAGAAUGUAUGGAAAUGGAUUCCGUGAGGGGUGUGGCUGGAAAGCGGGCGCUUGGCGUUGGGAAAUUAAGACCAAGGAUUGUCCUGUACAACGAAUUUAACCCGGACGCCGAGGCGAUUGGUGCAGUCACAAAGGCAGACCUAAAGUCGCGUCCAGAUUGCCUGAUAGUAGUCGGAACAAGUUUGAAAGUACCUGGGGUGCGGAGAAUCGUCAGAGAAAUGUGUGGAGUGGUUCAAGACUACCGAGGUGGAAUGACUGUAUGGAUCAAUGAAGACGACCCACCAACCGGGAAAGAGUUUGAGGGCGCCUUUGAUCUUAUUGUUAGGGGGGACUGUGAAAAGGUUGCAAAAACCGCCAGCAUGCCAAGAUGGGAUGGCAGCGAGGCGCCCUUGCGGGCAGAAUUCGAGACAGAUAGCGACAGCUGCGGUUCAUUCAUGAUGGAUAUAGAUUCUGAUGAGCUCACCAGGAGCACCAACAAUGUUGAAGUCCAUAUUCCCCCACUUCUCCAGAUUACUCAACUUCCUAGCCCUUCUAUAAGUCCUCCGCCGAAAGCGAAAGGCGCGCGCAAACGACCGCCUCCCGACACCAAAAUUGGUCCGUCAGCGAAGAGGGUCAAAACCAAAGCGAAAUCAACAGCUACAGGCACGAAGGCUAAGGCGGAGCCUAAAAAGAAGAGCAAUAUUGCCACCGCGUUCAAAGUUAAGAAAGCGGUAUCCAUGACGGCCGUCAAAGGAACAAAAGCAAAGCCUGUAGCUAGAGCACCAAGAACGCCCAAAACGACAAGUUCGGUAGCUACAAAGAAGAUGGCGCCUUCAGUUGAGAUUCCGGCAAAGACAAAUACUAUUACUGUUGAGAUUCCGGCGAUGGCUAUAAUUUCGACAUCUCCUACUACGCCUACAUCUGGAAAUUUGUUUGGCAGCGAGAGGUCGUCUUCAAUCCCAAUCUCGAGUUUGCUCAACUGA